This is a messenger RNA of Siniperca chuatsi (mandarin fish), 2293 nucleotides long. RefSeq lists its product as uncharacterized. Gene Ontology annotation, biological process: autophagosome assembly; negative stranded viral RNA replication. Gene Ontology annotation, cellular component: autophagosome membrane. The transcript is spliced from 6 exons. NCBI's taxonomy places the organism in Eukaryota, Metazoa, Chordata, Actinopteri, Centrarchiformes, Sinipercidae. The record is from RefSeq and is a predicted model, not a curated record. The coding region runs from base 212 to 856 and encodes 214 amino acids.
UCAGAGGUUAUACCCAGCAGGGGAAUGUCAAGCAUCUGUCUGACUGAACAGGGAGGAGCUGUGAAACUUGGCUGCAGGCAGUUCAUUCCUGUGCUGAUGGCAACGUUUUAACAAACAUUUCGUCUUCGACCACGUCAAAAUCAAGUGGGAGCUGAAAACGUAGCAAACCCGCUUUCGGGCAUUUAGUGUAUACAAGUUAGUGUUUAUUACAAUGGGAAGCUGGAAGAAUCACGUGCGCGCUCGACUGCAACAGAGAGACCAAACUGAGAAACUACCAUACGUUGGCGUUUUCACAAGCUUGUCUCAGCUGGAGGAACGUUUUGAAAUUCGCAAACACAUUUUGGAUGAUGUUCAGUCUAAGAGUUUAGAACGAGAUGGGGUUGAAGUUGGGAAAAACACCAGACUCCUUCAACUCCAACUGAGAGAGAGUGAACACCUGGCAGAAAAGCUGUCUCAGACUGUCUCCGACCUGACCACCGUCCUGUAUCUGAAAGAGGCUGAACUGCAAUACUGGCAGUCACGUGUGUCCCACUACCGUCAAGAGGCUCUUACUCUGGCUAAAGGGAGUAACACCCUGAAGGCGACCUUUUCCGAAUUUGAGUUCACCACAGAGUGUCAAUCCAAAGAGUUGGCAGCCCUGCGCGAGGAGCAGAAAGGACUAAAGGAAGCGUUGGCACAGGCUUGGAGAGAGAAAGAAGAACUCUUACAACGAUGGAUGGAGGAGAAGAGGGAGGAGGCAGACAGGUUGAAUAAGUACAACGACACACAGGAAAAGUGGCAACGUUUGGCCAAACAGCUGAAGAAGCACCUCCAUAGGGAAAUGGGAAAAGAGCGUGUUCCCAAAGUGACGAGCUGAUGGAGUAGUACAAUAGAAACGUCUCCAUCACUCAUUCAGAGUAAGAAUCAGUGUUCUCUUCAAAACAUGAAUGCAUAAUGCAGUAGGUGCAAACAAACGGCUGCCUCUUAAUUUAAAACCAUUACUUUACUCCAGUGCUGCCCACACGGAUCCUGGUAGGCACCAAUAGCCUUCAUCAAGACCAUCCUUAUGACCCUCUUAGUUAAGAAGGUGUAGUUGAUGAGGAAAAAAAGGGUUUUUUAAUGGUGAAUGGUUAUCAUGAUUAACGAAGCACUAAUAGCACUGACGAAGGCCCAUUUAGUUGUCAUCAAACUCAGUGGGCCUGUAGAGAACAAUAUCAGAAGUCAGCUCAAAGACAUCAAGUGCCUCAUAUACAGUACCGAGGUUAUGUUGUCCUCAACCCCAACUGACAGGUCCAACUACCUGAAGGGUUCUCUGGUUCUGUAGUCUCAUAGAAAUCACGAUGAUGAUGCGAUUAGGCCGCAAAAUGCUUUCACUUAAUCGUGAGAUUUAUAUUGGUACUGGAUGUGGACGCAGACUAUAAAACCUUGUUACGUGAGAAGGAAGCCAUUUUUAUGCAUCUUGUGUGCUUCAACUUGAUUGUCAGGAACAGGCCUUUUAGCUACCUAUGAUGCCGUGUCACACUGAUGUCAUGUCCAUGGUGUCUUUUCUUAGAAUUUGGGGGGUUUACCUGGGUACAGAGGGUACAUUCUACAAUUAAAUACUUCGACAUGGUGGGUAUUUUACAGGCUGAUUCCAGUAUGUUUAGACUUGAUGUAAUUAAAUUUGACUAUUUUUAGGCCAAUAAAGAAAGAAAGAACUAGAGCUGGGUGACGAUAUGGGUGCCUACACGAUACCUUACUUUGAGGAAUAUGAACAUGUUUGUACCCUUUUUCUUUCCAUUUAUCAAAAUACAAUCAAUUCAUCAGUGUAAAAUAAAUAAAAAAAACUUACUCAAUAGUUAGAAAACUUUGCACAUUUAAAUCAGGAACUAGUGAAUCAAAUAAUAAGUAAAUAUGUCUAAGAAUCUGACCAAGUAUUGAAUACUAAUUUUUGAUACUCGUUGCUACAGACCCAUUAGCGGUCAGAAUUAAAAUAAAUAAAUAAAUAAAAGUAUUGAUGUUUGAUACCCAACUCGAUAAAGGACAUAUUUUUAUUCCUAUUAGUUUGGAUAAGGCUUUGAAACUGUUCUAAAAUGUGGAGAAACUAUAAUAGAAAAGUUGACUGUAUAAAUAAAAUAUGCAAAAGUCAAAUCAUUAAAAGGAGGGGGGGACCCUCAGUAUUUCUAAAAACCCUCUCUGUGCUCCCUUGUCAGGACCCUCAAAUUAAUAUUGUAUAGAAGGAAUGGAUGCUAACCUCUUCAGCUGUGUCUAAUUCAACAGUUUUUUUUUCAUGCUUAUUGUGUCCUCAGGGAUCAAUAAUACAACAGAGAUACAC